CUCUGACCCCGAGAUCUUCGCUCGCGCGCUCUUGUGCAAGAGGGGGCGAAAGCGGCGUCGGAGAAACAGACAAGCGGGUUGAGAUUGACGUCACCCUCCCAGUCUCGCCUUUCACCACGGUUAACGCACGACGACCGCGAACGCCUGCGGUUCUCCACACAUCGCGACGGCACCAUCGCGCAACCGAUCGCCGAUGCGACCAGACGCGGCGCCUCCGCGACCGGAAAUAGAAACUUCCACCGACGACGACUUGACUCCACCUCAUGAUGCCGUUUAGCAACAGAUGAGGAGGGCUUCACGUUCGCUGUACAGACACCCCCCAAAACGCGUCCCCCCCUCCCUCCCCCCCGUCUUUACAGCGGGUCAUCGGAGAAGUAGCGCGCCGCUAACGUUGUAAUGUUUGUCAGGGUCGCGGUGCCACAGCUCACCGUCGCGCUAUAGCUAACUGCCAGUCGGUCUUGCUAGUGGCGCUCUCGCCGAGCCGCGUUAUUUCCUGCUGGGAACCCCCCCCCCCUCCCGGAGGGUCGCUAUGGAUGUGCUAUGGAUAACACCGCUGCUGCUGUUUCCGCUGCUGCUGUGGACGAGCGGCACGUUUGUUUUUUACUUCAAGAAAUGUUUCUACGUCGCUUGGAUGAUGUGUUUGGCCUUGCUGGCGAUUCCCCUGUGUGUGCUGAAGAGCGGCGGCAGAGACAUCGAGAACAUGAGGAUUAUCCGCUCCCUGGUUCGACAUGUGAAGUAUUUUCUGGGGCUUCGAUUUGAAGUAAGUGGUUGGGAACACUUGCAGACAGAGGGGCCCUAUGUCAUCAUCUCCAACCACCAGAGCUCUUUGGAUGUUUUGGGCCUCAUGGAGAUCUUGCCAGACCGCUGCACUAUGAUUGCAAAGAAGGAGUUGAUCUACGCUGGCACGGUGGGCAUCGUUUGCUGGCUGGGUGGCAUUGUUUUCAUCAAUCGCAAGAAGACCAGUGAUGCCAAGAGUGUCAUGGCAGAUGCUGCCAAGACUAUGUUGGAUGACCAAAUUCGCCUAUGGGUAUUCCCAGAGGGUACUCGGAAUCAGAAAGGAGACCUUCUGCCCUUCAAGAAGGGUGCCUUUCACUUGGCAGUGCAGGCACAAGCGCCCAUCAUACCUAUUGUGUUCUCCUCAUACAGAAGCUUUUACUUACGAAAAGAAAAGCAGUUCAAAUCUGGAACCAUUAGGUUGAAGAUCCUCCCGAAGAUUGAGACGAAAGGGAUGACAACGGAGGAUGUGACGUUCCUCUCCGACAAGUCUUUCAACUUGAUGCGCUCCGCCUUCCUUGAUGUUUCUGACUCCACAACCCAGAGUAACGGGCCCUCAUGCCACUGAACAUUGAACACUCUCCCGACCCCCCCCCCUUCUCCUACGUCCCUGUCUGACCCCAUUCUUCCCCUAAACUCAACCCCUUCGGUGUCUGUUACCUGGCCAGGAAACGACAUGACACAGGUCUGUCAUGAAAUAUAUCUUGUCUACUCGACAUCUGGUCCAGUCUGCCUCUAGCCUGACCCAUACAGCACAGUCAGUCCCGACCCUCACUGUGUCUGCAGAAGCCACAGCAGCAGUGCUGCUCUGCAAGCUGUGAGUGGAGUGACGGACGGCAAGCCGAACAGUAUGGAUGUGCAUUCUUCUUGCAUGCCUUUUGGAUAGCUUAGUCCAUAUUCAUCCUUGGUUUCUUCAUUUGCUUUAAAAACCUGCCUUUUAUUGUCUUACUCAGUGGUCUUUUGUUUUUUCGUGUGCCUUUUUUUAUCGUUUUGUCUUUUUCUCUUCUGUUCAGCCAAUAAACCUAGGCAUUUUUUCUCAUUUGGUCAUAGGCUUAAAUGUCAUUGGAUAUUUGUGUUCCUUUCAUGCUGCCUUAGUUAUCUUAAGUAGCGCACAUACACACAGACUUAGACACAUACAAAAUACGCUUAAUUUUCCUUGCCUGUUUCCUUUUAUUGUAUUCACCACGUCUGCAUUCCAGUCUCUUGUCAUUUUUCUGAAAGACAAGAGGAGCAGGGUCUUCAGGAGAAGUAGUGGAGGUGAGCGGUUGAUGAUAAAGGUUGACCAGGGACUUUAUCGAUGUACCUACAUGAACUUAACUCCAUGUCCAUAUUGGUUUUUCAGCUCCCUGACCAAUAGCUCAGCGGCAUAUUAUAUGAUAUCAAACAGCAAAGGGAUAAAAGUUGACAAUGUAUAACAAUAGCACCCCUUUUUGUCUGUCUGAAUUUGGGGACUUUCUUCCUAUUUUUUUCUCCCUGUUAAAGGGUUUUUUUAGGGAGUUGUUCCUUAUCUGAUGCGAGGGUCUAAGGACAGGAUGUUGUGUUGCUGUAAAGUCCACUGAGGCAAAUUUGUAAUUUGUGAUGAUGGGCUAUACAAAUAAAUUUGACUUGACUUGACUUGACUUGACGCGAGUUGACUCGACUUGAGUUGACUCAACUUGACUUGAGUUACCAAUUUUCAAUGUUGCGCGUGUCUGGCGACCACCAUAUGUCCUUUUUGAUUUGACUUGCUUCCGCGUAGAUGAGAAAUGUUCUGUGUGGGACACUGGAGCAAGUGUCCUCUGGCUGUAUUCUUUAUUUUUGCUGUAUAUUUAUUUCCACAUUUGAUGGUCUUGCUUUAUUCUAAAACAAGACCACACGUUUCACUCCUCAGAGAAGACCCCCAUAAGUGAACCUUAUGUGUCAAAGACGAUUUCAUAAAGUGCAAUGUCCAACUGUUCUAACAUUACUGUUCCAAAGUGCAAGCUACCUGCUGUGCCAUGUCCAAGUGUUUUUUGUGUGGCGUUUUAUAUGAGCUCAUUGUUUCAAAACAGUCUGCUUGAUCAGUUAGUUUCGGAUUUUAUCUCUUCUUUUUACUGUUCCUUUAAAAAGACAACAGUAGUAUUCUUGCUGUGGGUCAGCGGCAAGAAACAUGAAGAGGUUCUAGAUGUGUCCUCGUUUGACUUAGGUGUUUUUUUAUGUUUCUUAUCUGUUGAACCUUCACUAAUUACUAACAAACACAGCUUGCUCCAGUCUACAUCUCAGAGUUAAAUCCUUCAAUCUUGACUUUGUCGAUUCAAAAUUAUGUAGGAAGUCUAAUAAUGCCUACACUACAGGGAAUUUUAAAACGUGGGAUAAAUCAUGCAUAAAUGACAUCAUUGGGCUACAUUGUGGUAAAACUAUCACAUAAGCUUAUAGGUAAAUAGUUGAUUCAAUGAGGAAAUGAGGAUUCAGUGAGGAAAUUAUGGCCUUAAGUUUGAGUUAGUUUGUGUACUUGGUCACUAAGCAGUUGCUUUUCCAUGACAAUCUUGUUUUUUUGGACUAUGUGUUGACUGAUAGAUAAGCAGAUAUAACUGAUAGUUUAAUCAUUGGUAAUACCAGCCUUUUAUUAAGCUACAUCCAGGUCUUGACAUUUCACGUUGCUCACUGCCUUUACUCUUAAGUUUGCAAAUGGGAGUUAUACCUGCAGCUUUUUUUGCCCAUCAAACACCAUCUGAGAAUGUAUUUCAGAAUUCAGGAUAUUUGUGUACUACUAAUAAUGGCGUCUAACUAUUUUGUUAUUUUGAAGUUAUUGUGUUCAAAUGUGAUUUUGUUUUGCAUAUUGUCCAGGAAAUGUGUUUCUCACACCACCAAGCUGAGUGUUUACUUUCUCCCUAGAGUGAUCUGUUGUGCACACAAACCUUCUGAGGAGCCCAUCGUAGAAGAAACAAUGGACUCGUCACGGUUCUGCCCCUAAGCUCUUCAUGGUUGUAUGACAGCAGUAGUUUUAGUGGUAUCUUCCCGGCUCCCGGAUUCCAGGCUUAAGUACAAAUGAAGGUUUCAUUUAUCUUCAGGGCCAUGAUAUGGAGAAUAUGUCCAAGUUAAUAGUAGCUAAUCUGUGUUUGUUUUUUUUCUCCUCAUGAUAUAUAUUGGCUUAUAUUAUGCUUAUUUUUUAAAGCGCAAGUUUAACUUGAGCGGCGUAUGGUUUGAAUUUUAAACAUUAUUAUUAAACCAAAUUAUGUCUUCAAAAUUAGAAAUUUGCUAAUUUUGUUGAUCGAGGUUAUUAUCCAUUUGCCUUUUUUUUUUAGUAGUACAAAUUUGUGAUUUGUUGGACUUCACCUCAUGGGCUUAAAAUGAUGGUGGCUAAAAGGCUCUGCAACAACCCUGUUGAUUGAUUAGGCUGUUGACAAAUAGAUGAUAUCUAAGAUAUUGGAAAAGAUUAAAAGUAUUCUAAAACUAAAUAAAGCACUCUUAUGUUGCUUUCAGACGUUGUAUAUUUGGGAUAGGGCGAGAGGGGGGGGGUGUUGUGAGGUUAAAAUCCUCUGAACUAUCACCAAAGCUACUGAAGUGUGAUUUGGUGAUAGCUUUAGAUGGAUUUGAGAAGAAGAGCUGGCAGAAGCAUCUUGUCCGACAUCCUGCUGAGCCUUGUAUGUGUGUGGUCCCCUUGUGUGAGUACAUGCACAAACGGUACAGGAGCUCACUGUAGUAUCUUGAUUUAAUAUUAAUGAUGUAGUGUUCCUGAUUUCACAAACUAUGGGUACAUUUGUUUGAAUGCCUUGGAAAAGAAUAAAGUCAUUCUUUAUUUCUUAA
This is a messenger RNA of Lampris incognitus (smalleye Pacific opah), 4539 nucleotides long. RefSeq names its product 1-acylglycerol-3-phosphate O-acyltransferase 2 (lysophosphatidic acid acyltransferase, beta) (gene agpat2). Gene Ontology annotation, molecular function: 1-acylglycerol-3-phosphate O-acyltransferase activity. Gene Ontology annotation, biological process: phosphatidic acid biosynthetic process. Gene Ontology annotation, cellular component: endoplasmic reticulum; membrane. The transcript has 6 exons. The record is from RefSeq and is a predicted model, not a curated record. Bases 530 to 1342 code for a protein of 270 amino acids. NCBI's taxonomy places the organism in Eukaryota, Metazoa, Chordata, Actinopteri, Lampriformes, Lampridae.